AUGCGUGCUCCGGAGCCCGUGAGGAUCCUUAGCUGCGCCGUGGAGAAAGACAGUAAACCCAGGAGGCAGGUGAACCAGCACAUCACAGAGAUAAUAUCCAAUGACACAAUUCUUUGGCUUCACACUAUUAUGGUUGGAAGUUUCCACUGUGCUACGUAUAUACCCAAUUUACAUUGUAGUGCCAUAGUACAUCAGUGCGGCUUCACUAUAUUUUUCAACUCCUGGUCAUCAAAUGUUCAUUUCACAGGUUAUUGCGGAGCAUCCGUCCGUUCUUCUAGCGCCUCUGUAACAGAAGUGACAGGUAAAGUCAAAGACUUUUUACGCGAUGUUACAACAGAAUUGUAUCUGUCGUGGUUAUCAGAAGACCCCAAUACUGAAGCACUGGCUGUUGAUGCAACUAUUAACAAAAAAACCAAAAGCUGGGUGCGCAACGCCACGGCGUCGUCGGUGGAGGGUCGCGGGGGUGCGGGUGGGGCGGCAGAGCCCGCGCCCUCGCCCGCGCCCGACGCGGAGGCGCCCGUGCGCCGCCGCCGCCACCGUCCGCUCUAUCGCCGACUCUUCCACUAUGUGCGCACCGCGUGGACCGGCGUCAAGUUUGCUCUAGGUCUCACAGAGCAGUCCGAAAAUUCGGAACUCGAGGAGUUGGGUGAACAACUCCCUCGGUACCGGCCGGACUCAAUCGCGGCGCUCCGUCGUGCCACGCGGUUCACAGAACCCGAGCUGAAGAGGCUAUACCGGGGCUUCAAAGCAGAGUGUCCCACUGGCGUGGUCAAAGAAGACACCUUCAAAAUUAUAUACUCACAGUUCUUCCCACAAGGAGCAAAUACCGCCCAAUAUGCACAUUACGUUUUCAACACGUUGGACCAAGAUAGAAGUGGCCUGUUAAGUUUUGAGGAAUUUGUAACCGGCUUAUCGAUCCUUUCGAGAGGAACAUUAGAAGAGAAACUUCGGUGGACUUUCUCCCUGUACGACAUAAACGGGGACGGCUGCAUCACGAAAGAGGAAAUGACGGAAAUAGUGGGCGCUAUAUAUGACCUCAUGGGCAAGAUCGUGGAACCGAUGGUCGACGAUGAAGUUGUACGCGACAAAGUUGAGAGGCUAUUUCAGAAAAUGGACUUAAAUCGAGAUGGUGUCCUAACGCUGGACGAGUUCCUUGAUUGCUGUUUACGAGACGAAGAGAUCUCCAGAUCCAUGGGUGUUUUCGACAGCAACUUCUGACGUCCUGCGGACGGUGCGCGCCCUGUGUCACGUCGCGCUCCGUAACAAUUGAAGUUGCCACAAUAUAAUAACACCACAGAAAACCUUGGAAGAAAUUACGAGAGACGAAUAUUCGUUAUACUUUUGAGGUCCUUUUCAUAAUAUUCAAUGGAGAUUCGGGUGCAAUAUGUAUUAUAAAUUAAAAACAUUAACCAGUGUUACCAUAUUGGUGCCAUUGAUAAAAUGUUUUGAACUGUUUGUCUUUUUUAUAAAAUAAAUUAGCGCUUCAUACUAUUACUUGGUUGAAAAUCAGACCAAUGUAUGUAUGUGAGUAUGUAAAAUCUGUUUAUUUGCUUAGUGUUGCAUUAUUGUCAGAUUUCAUAUGACUGUGUCGAUUAGUUAGUGUAAGUAAUAUUAUUUAACACGAAUUAGUCUCAUGGAAUGUAUAUUGAACAGUAGAAUUUGUAGAUAGGUAUGAAAUUUACGUAAAUUGCCUUAUCAAUAGGGCUCUAUGCGCGUAGUAACUUGCCACAUCCACUAGCAUCAACUAGCUUUUUGCUUCAGUAAAAUCUAGUUCUUACUCUAUCAUUAGCUAAUCGUAUGGUUCUGUAUGAAAUUGUAUAGUCGAAUCAUGUAAUUUCACAAUUUAAAAUUUUACGAUAAAAAUAUCUAGUUUGCUGGUAAACUGAUGUAAACUAUUUAUAUUAUUCUUUUUCUCUCAGAGAAGAAAAAGAAACACUAUUAAGAACGAACUCAUAGAUAAUGGUUUUUAGUAGUAUUUCUUUUUUCAUUAUAUCAUUUCGAAGUUAUUUAUAGUCAUAAUAAAAAAUAACCUUACGAGGUUAUUUUUUAUUAUGAUACAAUACGUUGUUACAUCUAUUAAAAUCAUCCAUACUUAGGACCCUACUUACUGUAAACUUCAAAAAGUAGAAACCUUUAAUUCGGCCUUUGGUCGGAAACUUUUAAAUAAACUGACACUAUAAAAUUCUUGAUAUUACUAUUAAUAUUAUUUCUUCAAAGUAAUAGAUAAAUACUUACAUAGAUAUAAUUUUUUAAGAUUUAGUUUUAAACUGUUAGUGAGUACAUCUAUGACGUCUUCUACUAAGUACUUACCUAUAGGUAUGUAUGUAUAAUUUUGAUCAUCUAUAUCAAUCACAACUGUUUAUUUUCCUUCAAUUUCAAAUACAUUAUCAAUUCAAAACUUCCCAACUCUUCAUUUUCAAAUCGUUCCGGCCAUUUUUUAUAGAAUAUUUAGAAUAAUAAUUUAUUUAAGGCGGUAAUACCAAUUAGACGUUUGUAUUUAUAAGUUAUUAAUAUAACAAUAUAUUUCAAUAUUUGAAUUGGAGUAGCUAGGAAUUUUCCCUAGAGAGGAAUGGGGGUAUGCCACCACUUAAAGAUUUGAAUAUUUGACAAAUUCUCUUUAAAACAAAAUUGACAAGCCGCCCGUUUCUUAGCUACGCCCACAAGUAUCUACAUAUACAUACAAAUAAACAAUAGGUACACAUCAUGGUCUUCAACAGACUACAAAAGGCCUAAAUGUUCUGAUCAGGCAUACCAUCGACUAUAUCCGUCAUACAUUGAAACACUGCCAUACUCGAAUAAAGAAAUUAAACAUGGCGCCACCUCUCUACCUAUUCGCACUUUACAGCUUUAGGUAUAUAUUAUCAUGUCAUUACGGAUGGAUACACAAUAAAUUGCAUUAUCUUUCAAAUUUGUUUUUGAAUAUAGUCGUAAAAUAAAUAAUCUCUGUCAAUGAUAAGACAGAUAAGGCGCCAUUUUGAAUCUUACCCUUAUAGCUCGGGUUGUACCUUUAAAGACACUCCUUAAUUUUAUUUUUGUCGUGUUGACAAUAAUUUUAAAAUAAUAAAACAUCUAUAAACAUUUGAAAUAUUGAUAUUUUUGUAAUGAAAAAAAUUGUCUAAUCCUUAUUAACUCACCGACCGACUCAACACCAGAUUAAGUUCAUUAUUCAAAUAAAAAUAUAUCUUAAGACAUUAUCAUAGCUAUGUAAAUAUAAUUGUAAAUAGGUGACAAUAUAGAAUUAAAUGUGUAUAUUUUCAUAGUAAAUGUUAAAUGGAACCAAAUAACUAGAUACUAGAUGACAAAAUGAAUCUACAAAAAAUCAAAUGGUGUGUUGAUUAUCACUUAUUAUAAAAUACAUUUUGAUGAAUUAAAUGUGAUUAAAAGAGGUGAUGACAUAAAAUAAAUAAAUAAAUGACAUAAAAUAAAGAACUAGUUUCAAAAGUUCUCUAUAAUGUAAGUAGACAAUUUCCAAAAUUAUCUUACCGAGGCAAGAAAAUGUUAGAUCUAAAUAUUUACUAUUUAAAUUAAAUGACCUUACGAAUUUUAUUCAUCCAGAAAUAUUUUGUUGUAUUUUAAGCAUCAUUAUUGGUCGAGCUUACAUAGAUAAGAAAUUUAUGUGUCUUCCUAAACAUAUAAUUCUAAUUAUGUUAUUGAUUCCAUAUUCAAAGGUAAUAACAAAUAGCUAUUUUAAUAUUGUGCCGUUAGUUUAUUAAGAAUCAGUAAUCAAUGGAUGAAAAUUGAUCGAACCUAUGUUAUGUUGAUAAAUAUGUAUCUUAAUUAAGUAGAUAUCGUUAUUAUAGUGGUAAUUUUAAUCUAAACGUACACCUAAUUUGGAAUAGUUAUGAAAGUGAUACACAAUCAGUUCUCUUUCAUGGGAAAAAGAAAGACGAAGGCAGGCGAUUUCCGUCUAGUUACAUUUAAGCGUGAGAUAUCACAAGAACUAGAAAACUGGCAUCUAUCUCAUUUGUAUUUAAUGUAAACUGUUUUUACACCGGAAAAUAAAUAAUUUUGAGGCUGAUGUAUUUAGAAAUGGAUUCGUUUACAGUUGAUCACUGACUGCACUUUCUACUUCAAAUCUAUAUUAAUUAGCAUAAAUCAUAAAAAUUACGUUGAAAGUGUACGUAGAUACUUCAAGAAUUGAAGAUAUUAAUUUAGUUCAAUUUUGUAAUAUCAUAACGUAUCCAAGAUUAACGGCGUAUGCAGAUGGCACAGUCAUAGAUUCAAGAUAGAUAAGUACCUAAGUCACAAUCAUAAAGCUUAAUUACAAAAAGUCGUCGAAUCAUAGAUUAAAAUUACCACUCAGAUCUAACUUUUCCUCUAUUUACAUACCUACCAUAGAUAGUAAUGAAAUAAGUCUUAUGAUGGAAGUGUAGUAAAAAAUGUUAGACAGAUUGAUAUAUACGGAUCGUUUUAGUAAUGCGAAAUAAUUUAUAUGUACCUAUAUAAUGUUUGGAUUAUAUAUGUUUAAUUUUAUUGCUUUCAAGCAACAUAAUAUUAUAUAAAAUGUUUAACAAAGGAAUUAAUAUAUAUAAUAGGAAAUUUUAUUAUGUAAUAACUAAAAUUGUCCACAACAUAUGUAUCAAACUGCGCAGACAGAGCGGUUACAUGAAAGAUUCAACCUAAAAAAAAUUAUAUUAUGUAUGCAAGAUAUAUGUAUGUAUACUAUGCAUGUUGAGAACUAAUAAAGAGCUAUCUUAGUGCCAAACAUAAUUCCAUAUAAACAAGUGUACUUUUGCUGUUUUAUUUUUUAUUAAAAAAUUAUUGGCAGUUUGUAAAUGUUCCAUCGAUGUGUGCCCUUUUUACCUAAUUGCGCAAUGCAAAGGAUACUGUGUUUACGGUAAUUUGUUCAGCAUUAUAAUAGGCCUAUUAGAUUACGGGAUACCGAUUUGGUCGUAAGAUCCACGUUAUAUUUAGUCUAAAAUCUACAGGUACUUGGUGUUAGUAGUGUAGACCUACGCUGUUUUGUCCUAUAGGACGUAAAUGUUACAUUGCAUGCGAUUUCAUAUAAUAAUUCAGUUCGUUUUCUGCUAAAUAUUUUUCGCACUGGAAACAGUAUCAGUCUCUAAAUUUGUUCAGAUAAUGAAUAACAUAUCAAUCAUUUCACACCUUCAUAUUAAAUGUCACAUUUUACACGUUUUGUUACAAUUUAAUGUUUUGAAACAUCACGUACUGCGUAUCAUUUUAAAAUUGGUGUAUACUGUAUAAAUUAUUGCAUUAAGACUAAUGUUCCCGGUUAGCAAUCAAUAAUUAUUAUGUCUGGCUACCUGAUUUUGGUACAUGCACCAUGUGCUUAGGAAUAUACCAAGACCGUUAAUACCUAUUUGUUUCAUUAACGAAAUCUGUAGAUAUUUAAAUAUUAAAAAUGUUUAUUUACAAAUCGUAUGUGUAUUUUAUAGAAAAAUAAAUAAACGAAAUGA
Messenger RNA from Galleria mellonella (greater wax moth), 5417 nucleotides. Its product is annotated as calsenilin. Bases 1 to 1218 code for a protein of 405 amino acids. Lineage: Eukaryota; Metazoa; Arthropoda; Insecta; Lepidoptera; Pyralidae. The transcript has 9 exons. Gene Ontology annotation, molecular function: calcium ion binding. The record is from RefSeq and is a predicted model, not a curated record.